Neurospora hispaniola is the source of this 1185-nucleotide messenger RNA. RefSeq lists its product as uncharacterized. The record is from RefSeq and is a predicted model, not a curated record. NCBI's taxonomy places the organism in Eukaryota, Fungi, Ascomycota, Sordariomycetes, Sordariales, Sordariaceae. The coding region runs from base 196 to 930 and encodes 244 amino acids. Gene Ontology annotation, cellular component: mitochondrial inner membrane. The transcript is spliced from 2 exons. Gene Ontology annotation, biological process: mitochondrial respiratory chain complex IV assembly.
UUCACGCCACCGUCCCCAAUCUUUUGUCUCGAAACUCAGUUUCAGACGAACAACCACGACGUCGCUCCUCUAACAGCAACGACACACUUGCCUCCCCACGCCAUUUAUAACCCCCAUACUUCCAUCUUCCUCAUCCCCAACGACGACGAAGACGACAACACCACCACCAAAGGUAACCCGACACCAACAGCAACCAUGAAGGUCAUCAGCAAGGAAGAGGAGGCGGCCCACUACCGCGAGGUAGUCAAGGGCGGUUUGAUCGGUGGUACCGGCGGUCUCAUCCUCGGUCUCGGCGGUGUCAUGUUGGGCAUGAAGCGCUAUCAGUUUGUCCGCCAGCUCUCGCUCCCCUUCCGCGCCUUCCUUGUUACCUCGGCGGGCACCUUCGGUGCCAUCAUCCUGGCCGAGCAAUACAGCGUCACCUUCCAGCGCGCCAAGGACCCAAUGCUGAACUAUAUCGAGGCCGGCAAGAAGAAGCACGAGCAGGAGCGCCUGGCCAACGUGACUUCGGCCCAGCGCUUCAUGGAAUGGGGCCGCGAGAACCGCUACAGCAUUGUUUUUGCGUCCUGGAUUGCCGCCAUGGGCGCCGCAAUGGCCAUUGUCAACCGUAACAAGUAUCUUAGCGCCAGUCAGAAGCUCGUCCAGGCCCGUGUUUACGCCCAGGGCCUGACGCUCGCCGUCCUCAUCGCCACGGCCGCCUUCGAGACUGCCGAUGCCAAGAGCGGCAAGGGCAGGUGGGAGACCGUCAUGGUCGUUGAUCCCAACGAUCCUAACCAUGAGCACUUGAUCGAGAAGAAGGUCAAGAAGGAGGACUAUGAGGGUCAGAACCUCUGGCAGGAUAUGGUCGCUGCCGAAGAGAAGAGACUCGCUCACAAGAAGGCCCUGGAGAAGCAGCAGCAGGAGGAGGCUAACAAGGCUUCCGCCUCCGCUUAAGCGCGCUGCGUCAACAGUCAGUUUGUCAUGACAAAGAGAGUGCUAGUUCCCUCUCUAUAUCUCAUGCGAGAUCUAACUUGUCCACCUUCUUCUCUUCAUACCCGCCAUAGCGCACAUGGUACGGUGGGGGAGCGAAGGUGAAGACAAAAUCAAAAUUGGAUACCCAGAAAUCAAGCGAAGGAGGGAAAAAUAGGAAGCCGUGUGGGUGUUGGCAAACGUCGUUUGUUAUCACCACGGCUAUUGGAACUCACUGGC